Messenger RNA from Phymastichus coffea, 1989 nucleotides. It is a transcript of the gene Snx16, whose product is annotated as sorting nexin-16. Gene Ontology annotation, cellular component: late endosome; early endosome; extrinsic component of endosome membrane. The record is from RefSeq and is a predicted model, not a curated record. The transcript has 5 exons. Gene Ontology annotation, molecular function: phosphatidylinositol binding. Lineage: Eukaryota; Metazoa; Arthropoda; Insecta; Hymenoptera; Eulophidae. Bases 187 to 957 code for a protein of 256 amino acids. Gene Ontology annotation, biological process: endosome to lysosome transport; early endosome to late endosome transport; protein targeting to lysosome.
UCAUCAUUUGAGGUUAAACGAAACGUUAAAUGCCAGCUGCUAUUAUUAUUGUUUCCUCUUUAUUUUAUUGUUUUAAAAUGUUAUCUUAUGUUCGAAAUAAACAUGCUAUAAAUUUUGAAUGAUUGAUUAAUACGAAAAUUUUUAAAAUUUCGUUGAUCUAUUCGUAAAGCAGUUUUAUCAAGUAAAAUGUCAAGCUCUGAAGCAAGUAUUGGAUGUGUCAGUGAAGUUACUUUGGCUAUCAGUAAAGCAAAAGGACCUCAACAGUCAAAUAAUGCUCGUGACUUGGAUAGUCCUGAUUCUACGUAUUCUGAAAACUCUAAUUCAUACACAGUUCAGCGAUAUGAUUAUACAGAUGAAGAAAGUCAAAAUGGAAACUCUGAAUUUCAAGUUAUACCUUGUGAAAGUGAUUUAAGGAUACCUAUUGUAGGAUAUGAAGUUAUGGAAGAAAGAGCUAGAUUCACAGUAUAUAAGUUGAGAGUAGAAUUGAAAAAUGGAGACUGCUGGUUUGUUUUUCGUAGAUAUACAGAUUUUGUUCGCUUGUAUACUCAACUUAAAAGACAAAAAGCUUCUAUUUCCCAUCUAUCAUUACCUAGAAAAAAGUGGUUAGGAGAUAACUUUGCUCCAAGCUUUCUUGAGGAAAGAAUAAGGGGACUUCAAGCCUUUGUUAAUGGGCUGUUAAAUAGUUCAGAUUUAGUUAACCUAAAUUGUGUCAGAGAAUUCUUUUGUCUUGAUGAACCUCCUGCCUUAUCUGAUACCGUGGAAGAAUCUAGAGCAAUUUUUGAAGCCUUAGAAGACACAAUUUAUCACCUGAGACAACAAUUAAGAGAAAGAGAAACUGCUCUUGCAACAGAAUCCAAUCUCUGUAAUGAAAUGAGAAAAAAACUUCAUUUAAUGAGUGAGUCUCAAACUUGUCCAAAGUGUGGUGCAAAUAACAAUUAUUCUACUGAAGAAACUUAGCAGAAUAAUAUAUGACAUUUGCUACUAGCAUUUCAAAAUGCAAAUGGAAAGUCUGUAAGAUGCAAUAAGUUCUUAAAAUAAUUUAUUAAAGGAAUGAAGAAUAGCUUUCAAACAGAUUUGCAAACAAAUCCUAUGGUCUUAGACUUUGAGCUUAGUAUUUUUUAUAUCUAUUCUGCACUCUCAACAAAACGAUUAAUGUUUCAUCAAUACUGAUGAAACAAUAACUGAGACCGUAUGUAACACUGCCUUUAGAAAGGGUUUAUGAAAUGAAUCUCAGUACCAUUUUAAUAUAGCCUUAUAAAUAUAUUACUGUAUGUAUUACAUCAAUGGUAACUAUUUUGUAAGUGAUUAUAUUAUCAUUAGCAUCUUAGCAUCUUUCAUUAUACAAUAAUUCAUCAAAAAUCGUUGUGGAAUGGGUGAGUCCCUCUCAAAUUAAAUCAAAUCCUCUUUGUAAAUUGCACAACGUUUCACAGCCCAUGUUUACGGCCUCACCAGGCAAAUACAGUAUUUGUAUAGAGCAUUUAUAAUUUAGAAAGAGAAUUUGAUUUAAUUUAAGAGGGACUCACCUAUUUCACAUCAAUUUUUGUCAAAUUAUAUUGUAAAUGAUUGGUUUUAAUAAGGAAAUGGGUUAUGCAAACAAUAUUAAGAGAUUAAACUUACAAUUCAAGUUUAAGUGCAUUCACUUUGAUUUUAUUUUGAAACUUAGAGGAUAAUUAUUUUGUUACCUAUAGCUUUGAGUGAUGGUUGUUGCUAGAUAGAGACAAAGAUGUAAAAUAAUGAUUGUAUAUUUUUAUACAAAUUUACCAAAUUAGCCUUCCUGACUUUCAAAAUAAUGUAUGAGUCUAUGAUAUAAAAAUAUAAUAAAUUCGUAAAUUUUAUAUUCGUUAAUACAUCAAUUUAUAAAAAUAUUUUAAGAAGAAUCUAUACGUUUAAUAAAACCGUGAGAUGGAUAUUUGUAUGUUUUUUUUUUUUAAUUUGAAGAGUAAAUGCGUAUAUUAUAUAUAUAUAUAUAUAUAUUGUUAUCGUAGUAAG